AUCCCGGUGACCCUCAACAUGAAAAUGGUUAUGCCCUCCUGGUUUGACCUGAUGGGGUUGACUCCGGAUGCACCUGAAGACGAAGCUGGGAUCAAGAAAGCUGCAGAAAACAUUAAAGCCAUUAUCGAGCAUGAGAUGAAGAACGGGAUCCCACCCAACCGCAUCAUCCUGGGGGGCUUCUCACAGGGCGGUGCCUUGUCGCUGUACACGGCCUUCCCGCAGGCGGCGAAUAACGGCGUGAACAAGGACAUCGCCAUCCUGCAGUGCCACGGGGAGAUGGACCCCAUGAUCCCCGUCCGUUUCGGGGCCCUCACUGCUGAAAAGCUGAAAUCUGUCGUCACCCCCACCAAGGUCCAGUUCAAAACCUACCCCGGCGUGAUGCACAGUUCCUGUCCUCAGGAGAUGAUGGCGGUGAAGGAAUUCAUCGAGAAGCUGCUGCCCCGGAUCUAA
Molecule: messenger RNA, 450 nt
Organism: Leptosomus discolor (cuckoo roller)
Lineage: Eukaryota; Metazoa; Chordata; Aves; Leptosomiformes; Leptosomidae
Source: RefSeq, a predicted model, not a curated record